UUCUAAAAUUGUUGUUGAUCCACGUUGUAAAGUUACUAUUCAAAUUACAGAAAAUAUUCUUGCCCAACCGGCUCUUAAGUGCUUGUUAGAUUUCCCUAGCCUGGACUGUUGGAUUAGCGGAUAUAAUUAUCAUCCUUCAAAAAUAAAGAAAUUAUCUAAGAUAUCUAGAUGUUGA
Messenger RNA from Dentiscutata erythropus, 175 nucleotides. The record is from the annotation of a GenBank genome assembly. Lineage: Eukaryota; Fungi; Glomeromycota; Glomeromycetes; Diversisporales; Gigasporaceae.